This is a messenger RNA of Fukomys damarensis (Damara mole-rat), 411 nucleotides long. RefSeq names its product zinc finger protein 503 (gene Znf503). Gene Ontology annotation, biological process: negative regulation of DNA-templated transcription. The transcript is spliced from 4 exons. The record is from RefSeq and is a predicted model, not a curated record. Lineage: Eukaryota; Metazoa; Chordata; Mammalia; Rodentia; Bathyergidae. The annotation marks the transcript as partial. Gene Ontology annotation, cellular component: nucleus.
UGGACCAGCAGCGCGCUCUCUGGAAAUAGCUCCGGCCCCGGCCCAGGCUCGUCCCCGGCCGGCAGCACCAAGCCUUUUGUGCACGCUGUGCCCCCCUCUGACCCACUCCGCCAGGCCAACCGCCUGCCCAUCAAGGUGCUGAAGAUGCUGACUGCUCGGACUGGCCACAUUUUGCACCCCGAGUACCUGCAGCCCCUGCCCUCCACGCCCGUCAGCCCCAUCGAGCUCGAUGCCAAGAAGAGCCCGCUGGCGCUGCUGGCGCAAACAUGUUCGCAGAUCGGGAAGCCCGACCCCUCGCCCUCCUCCAAACUCUCCUCGGUCGCCUCCAACGGGGGCGGCGCGGGUGGUGCAGGCGGCGGCGCUGGGGGCGACAAGGACGCCAAGUCGGGUAGGAGUGGGGAGAAACCAUAG